Molecule: messenger RNA, 720 nt
Organism: Candida dubliniensis CD36
Lineage: Eukaryota; Fungi; Ascomycota; Pichiomycetes; Serinales; Debaryomycetaceae
Product: mitochondrial 54S ribosomal protein mL67
Exons: 1
Coding region: 1-720 (239 amino acids)
Biological process (GO): positive regulation of mitochondrial DNA replication; DNA recombination
Cellular component (GO): mitochondrial large ribosomal subunit; nucleus
Molecular function (GO): single-stranded DNA binding; structural constituent of ribosome; DNA strand exchange activity
Source: RefSeq, a predicted model, not a curated record
AUGGCUAUGCGUACUAGAGCUGAGAAAAGAAUGAGGAAAUUCCUCAUCGAGCAAUUAAAGACUCGUAAACAGCACGGUGCUAGAAUAGCACAGGGCAAGAAAAGCGAACAUGAAUUGAUCAAGAAUAAUUUGGGUCCGCAAGUAUUUUUAUUUAGAAACCUUUUCAGUGGACAAGUGUUGUACUCUCAAGUUCCAGCAUACCAUGAAAACCAAAUCAACCAACAAUUUUUGAGCCCAAACUGGCAAAACCGAAAACCUUCAAGAAGACAAGAUUUGUGGAAGAUAAUGUGUGUGGUUAAUUUUGAUAACUACGAAUAUGCCAUUGCUGCAUACAAGGGCUUGGUUGAUUUGAGAAAAACUAGAGAUGUUGUUCAAAAGAAAGAGGCCAAUGAAAUGAGAAAGAAGAAUGACGAGGGGAACAUUUGGUACAGUGGUCAAUUUAGGCCAACAUACACACAAGAGGCUGUUGCUGAUUUAACACACGUUAUUGAUGAAUUCGAGUUGGAGGGUACUAAAAUAUUUUGGGCCAACGAAUGGCAUAGAGGAGAGGACAAACACUGGAGAGCAGAUUUAGUUGAACAUGAUAAACUACCAGUGUAUGACCCUAGACAUCAAACCGUUUUGUUGGAUAUAAUGAGAGAAAAAGCCGUAGAAGCAUUUAGAGAAAAUAAUACCAGUGAGAAAACCAUAGAUCACGCAGCUGAGCCAGAGACUGCUUGA